This is a messenger RNA of Solanum dulcamara, 700 nucleotides long. RefSeq lists its product as uncharacterized. The transcript is spliced from 4 exons. Gene Ontology annotation, cellular component: mitochondrial large ribosomal subunit. NCBI's taxonomy places the organism in Eukaryota, Viridiplantae, Streptophyta, Magnoliopsida, Solanales, Solanaceae. The coding region runs from base 138 to 422 and encodes 94 amino acids. Gene Ontology annotation, molecular function: structural constituent of ribosome. The record is from RefSeq and is a predicted model, not a curated record. Gene Ontology annotation, biological process: translation.
ACACUAUUAAAUCCCAAUAACGCCUUCUUCACCCCCUUGGAGUUGUCGUCUUCUCGGUUCUUCCAACUGAGCAUUAGUGGGCAAGCAUUCUUCUUGAGCAGAUACUGGCACAAUUCUUUUAGUUGGAAGACUGUACAAUGCCGCUGGGACUGAUAUUAGGUUUAGCGAGAUCUUUCAGAAGAAAGCGUACUUCAUCUCUUGAUAUUCUUACUACAAAACGGGUUCCUCGGGGCUUCUACAAGGGAAAAAAUUGCAAGCCUACUGGUUUUCACACUCGCAAAGGUGGUUAUGUUAUUGUGCAAGAGAAGCUGCCUAACUACGUUGUUCCAGAUUUGACCGACUUCAAGCUGAAACCUUAUGUAUCCCAAUGCCCGAGGGAAACUACAAGUGCAAGUACGGAGGCAAAGGAAUCUGCAAAAUAAGGUUGAAGGAGAAAAAUGAUCCCCUUUUCAAUGAUAUUUAGGUUUUUCUCUAUCCUCAUUUUCUAUCGUAACAUGAAGGAGACGACUUGUUUGAUCCCCAUUCUUGCACAUCUCUAUAGUGACUACUUUGCUGGGAUUAAAAAGUUGUGCUUUUCUUUUUCCUUUUCCUUUUUUAGUUACUCAUCUUUGUUAUCUAAACAUGUCAUGGGUGACAUGAUCACUCUUGUUUGAUGCUUUUGUAGCUACAUUCUUUAUGUUGAUUAACUAGCUUGGUUGAA